Cotesia glomerata is the source of this 1707-nucleotide messenger RNA. It is a transcript of the gene ifc, whose product is annotated as sphingolipid delta(4)-desaturase DES1. The transcript is spliced from 5 exons. Bases 210 to 1175 code for a protein of 321 amino acids. Lineage: Eukaryota; Metazoa; Arthropoda; Insecta; Hymenoptera; Braconidae. Gene Ontology annotation, molecular function: sphingolipid delta-4 desaturase activity. Gene Ontology annotation, cellular component: membrane. Gene Ontology annotation, biological process: ceramide biosynthetic process. The record is from RefSeq and is a predicted model, not a curated record.
UAUGUGCUCAAGAUCAUGACCACUUCCAUAUGACUAUAAUUUUAUUUUUUUAGUCUGUAAGCAAGUGCCGGUAUUUACACAGUAACUCCUUUAAGUAGAUAACAAAAGACAUAAAAUUUUUUUCUACAAGCAAUAAAUAAUUAUUUAUCACUAACCGCUCAAAACAGUCUAUGAAAUUGAAUAAUAGCAACUAAAUAGAUAAAUAAAUAAUGGGACAAGCAGUUUCUAGAACGGAUUUUGAAUGGGUUUACACCGAAGAACCUCAUGCCAGUCGACGAAAAUUAAUAUUGGAAAAAUACCCGCAGAUAAAAAAACUGUUUGGAUACGAUCCGAAUUUCAAAUGGGUGGUGACAUUUAUGGUGUUGAUACAAUUUGCUUCAAUGUUUAUUGUAAAAGAUUUAAGCUAUCCAAUGUUAUUUCUGAUGGCUUAUUGCUUUGGAGGUGUUAUUAACCACUCUCUUAUGUUAGCUAUUCAUGAAAUAUCACACAACCUAGCGUUUGGACACUCAAGGCCGAAGGCUAAUAAAUUGUUUGGAUUUUUUGCUAACCUGCCAAUUGGAUUGCCAAUAUCUAUUAGUUUUAAAAAAUACCAUUUAGAGCAUCAUCGUUACCAAGGUGAUGAAUAUUUAGAUACUGACUUGCCGACACUACUUGAAGCUAAACUAUUUUGUACAACAUUUGGUAAAUUUUGCUGGGUAUUACUGCAGCCAUUUUUCUACUCAUUCAGACCAUUGAUCGUUUAUCCAAAGCCUCCGACAUUUUUGGAGUACGUGAAUUUAGUAAUACAAUUAAUUUUCGAUGCCAUUGUAUGGUAUUUUUUGGGUGGAAAAGUAUUGGUGUAUUUGAUAAUGGGUGGAGUGAUGGCAAUGGGGCUACACCCAGUAGCUGGACACUUUAUUUCAGAGCAUUAUAUGUACAAAAAAGGGUUUGAGACGUACAGUUACUACGGACCGUUAAAUCUAAUCACGUUCAACGUUGGUUAUCAUAAUGAGCACCACGACUUUCCGGCUGUUCCUGGGUCGCGUUUGCCGGAGGUAAGGAAAAUAGCCUCUGAAUUCUACGAUAACUUACCUCAUCACAACUCCUGGACAGCGGUGAUCUACGAAUUCAUAAUGGACCCGGAGAUCGGGCCGUACGCACGAAUAAAACGCAAGCACAGAGGUUUAGAUUCGUGAAAUUUUUAAUUUUUUAAGAAAUUAUAAUGAAAUGAAUUUUAUAUAUAUACAUAUUUAUUAUACAUAUUUUUACGACGAAGUAAUUUACAAAAGUUAUUGGUACAAUUAUUGAACUUAUAUUUUUAUCUGACUCUAACAAGACAAUUAAUUCCAAUUUUUACAUUUAAAGUUAAUCAUAUUUAUAAUAUGAUGGUUUGAUAUACUUCUUUAAAAUUAAAAGUUGUUAGCACAAUGGGUUCUUCGCAAACUAUCAUUAAUUAUUAUUAAUUCUAAUUGCUGAUAUAAUUUUUAAAAAACUAAUGAUAAUGAAUUCAAUGUCUCCUGGCCAAAGUUAAAAAAAAAAAAAAUUCCGUCUUCAUUUAUGUAAUUUUUAACGUCUAGUCGAUUGAUAUAUCUUGCGUUUAUAAACUUUGCCGUAUUCCAUAAUAUUAAUAAUAUAAUAAUUAAUCUCAUAUUUUUGCAUUGCAAUCAACAAACUUACAAGUAUUACGUAAUAAAACAAUCAAAGUAAUAAUGCUAAUAAUACAUUAAA